Messenger RNA from Papaver somniferum (opium poppy), 1047 nucleotides. Its product is annotated as vacuolar iron transporter homolog 1-like. NCBI's taxonomy places the organism in Eukaryota, Viridiplantae, Streptophyta, Magnoliopsida, Ranunculales, Papaveraceae. Bases 90 to 779 code for a protein of 229 amino acids. The transcript has a single exon. Gene Ontology annotation, biological process: intracellular manganese ion homeostasis. The record is from RefSeq and is a predicted model, not a curated record. Gene Ontology annotation, molecular function: manganese ion transmembrane transporter activity; iron ion transmembrane transporter activity. Gene Ontology annotation, cellular component: membrane.
CUUCCACAACUCUCCUCAUUCAUCAGUACUUUUCUUCUUUCUUUUUAGUACUUCAACUACACAAUUGUUCAUUUCCUUUCUGUCCUCCAAUGGCUGCUAAUCAAACUUAUCAACCAUCAACUCCUCUAGCAGUUGCUAGGCCGAACAUAUCCACUAUCGAUAUCGAACGACCAAAAACUAUCGAAGAACUCAACCAGGAACAAGAGGACCAGUUUGACUACUCUCAAAGGGCACAGUGGCUGAGAGCUGCUGUCCUUGGAGCCAAUGAUGGAUUAGUUUCAACAGCUUCAUUGAUGAUGGGAGUAGGAGCUGUCAAAGAAGAUGUGAAGUUUAUGAUUCUUACUGGUUUUGCCGGUUUGAUAGCCGGGGCUUGUAGUAUGGCUAUAGGAGAAUUCGUUUCAGUCUAUUCACAACUCGACAUAGAGGUAGCGCAACUAAAGCGCGAUAAUCUUGCAAGAAAAAGCGAGGAAGAGAAUAUUGAUGAUGGCGAGAAGGAAAAGUUGCCAAACCCAUUUCAAGCAGCUGGGGCAUCAGCAAUUGCAUUUUCCAUCGGUGCUAUUGUACCAAUAUUUGCAGCGGCGUUCAUAAAAGAUCAUAAGGUGAGGUUGGGAGUGGUAGUAGUAGCGACGAGUUUGGCCUUGUUGGUGUUCGGAAUGUUAGGGGCUGUCUUAGGAAAAUCACCUUUGUUGAAAUCUUCCUUGAGGGUUUUGGUUGGGGGAUUGAUUGCCAUGGCUAUAACAUUUGGAUUGACAAAGUUGGUUGGAUUAAGUGGAAUUUAAUUUGUGCGCGCUUCCCAACUGGUAAUCUGCACUCCGCGGCAUAUUACUGUCAUUUUAUUUUAUUUUAUUUUUUCAGUUUACUUGUAAGGUUCUUCUUUGUAAUCAACUGGAAAUCUAGCUAUCUAAGUUGGUCAAGGAUGCGUUCAAUUCGCAAUAGUGAAAUCAGAAUUUGAAUUAUCGUUCCAAAAUUGUAUUUUGAAAACUGAGAUGACUUGAAAACAAAUCUUCCGAUUAGACUGUGUUGAUCUCUUGAAAAAGUACGAUGGAC